Messenger RNA from Cricetulus griseus (Chinese hamster), 724 nucleotides. The record is from RefSeq and is a predicted model, not a curated record. NCBI's taxonomy places the organism in Eukaryota, Metazoa, Chordata, Mammalia, Rodentia, Cricetidae.
AUGUCUGUGAAAAUGACAGCAGCCCUGCUUCUGCUACAGCUGAGUGGCCUCUUUGGAUCUGGGAAUGGUGGGAAUGUGUUGGUGUGGCCAAUGGAAUACAGUCACUGGCUGAAUCUAAAGAUUAUACUGGAUGAACUUGCACAGAGGGGUCAUGAAGUAACAGUUCUGAGACCUUCAGCUUCCAUCUUUCUUGAUCCCCAAAAGUCACCUGACCUGAAGUUUGAGAGUUUUCCUACAUCUCUCAGUAAAGAUGAUCUGGAUGAGGUUUUUCUAUUGUUUGUGAAUAAAUGGAUUUAUGAGAUACCAAGAGAUUCAGGUUUAUCACACUCUCCUUUGCUACAGAAUGUGUGUGAGAGAUAUUCUGACAGUUAUCUAAGUCUUUGUAAAGACACAGUUUCAAACAAACAACUGAUGAAAAAACUACAGAAAUCCAAGUUUGAUGUCCUUUUAUCGGAUGCCAUUGCUCCCUGUGGGGAGUUGAUAGCUGAACUGCUCCAGAUCCCUUUUCUAUACAGUCUUCGCUUUUCUCCUGGCUAUACAAUGGAAAAGUACAGUGGAGGAUUGCUAGUCCCUCCCUCUUAUGUACCUAUAAUUUUGUCAGGACUAGGGGGUAAAAUGACAUUCAUGGAGAGGGUAAGAAAUAUGAUAUGUAUGCUUUAUUUUGACUUUUGGUUCCAGUUAUUUAAUAAAAAGAAAUGGGAUCAGUUUUACAGUGAAACUUUGG